CGCAUGCGUUCUACAAUCAAUUACACAUACAGUACCGGUAUAAUGUAUGUCAAGUCUGUAUGUUAAUUGGUAUACGGUAUACGGUACGUGUGUUUACAACCGAGUCCGGAACGAGACGGUGACGUCUAAUUCCUGAUAGUGAUAUACCGAAAGUCAUAGUCAUAUAUCAAACUGUAGUGACUUGGAGGCAAGAUCAAGUACAUGACGGUCCAUCUGUAACUCAUUUCUAACCGGCUUUGCAUUAAAACGGAAAUCAAAGUCAACUUUUACAGGUAGGGAGUCUCUUAAUAAAUUGUACCAUGAGGUGUCAAAAUUGCUGUCACCUGGCAGCUGUAGGUGUCCUAACGUUCAUGUUGGUGGACUAUGUUCAAAGUGCUACAAGGGAUUACUACACGAUUCUUGGAGUGAGCAGAAGUGCAUCACAAGGAGAGAUCAAGAAAGCCUUUCGGAAGCUAGCCAUUCAGUAUCAUCCAGACAAGAACAAGGAGCCUGAUGCAGAGAAGAAGUUCAUGGAGAUAGCUAAAGCCUAUGAAGUCCUUUCAGAUGAAGACAAAAGGAAACAGUAUGACAGAUUAGGAGCCAGUGCCUAUGAGAACCAGGGACAACAUGGUGGUGGAGGAAGAAGAGGUGGUGGUCCACAAUUUAAUUUCAACGAGUUCUACCGUGGUUUUGACAACAGCUUCCACCAGAGGAGAGGUCAUCAAGGGAGAGAUCAAAGACAGAAAAUGAAGUUUGGUGAUGGAUUCUUUGAUUUUGACUCUUUCUGGAAUGACUUUGAUGAUGACAGUUUGUUUGGUAACAUGGGAGGCUUUGGAAAUCAAGCUUUUGAUGGUUUUGGGAAUCACAGGGGUGGCGGCUUUCAGAAUCAGGGAUUUGAUGGAUUUGGGUCAGCAUUUGGAAAUGGACAUUUUGGAAAUGGGCAAUUUUCAGCACACAGACAGCAACAAAGAUCAUUUCAUUCAAGACAUGCAGCAGGUGGCAGAAGCUGUCGUACAGUGACGCAAAGAGUGGGUAAUACCAUCACUACAUAUACAGACUGUUCUUAAACCUCAAACCUUGAAGAUCAUAUCAGAAGGGCAAAACAACUAUACAUCACUGGAAAGAUGAUAUUAUACGAAGUAAAUACAAUUAUUCAAGCUUCAUGUAUUUCACCACUAAACAGAUGAGUUCCUUGCUUUAGAAAAGAUGUGCUCAGAUUUAUGAAUUUCUAAACUGUGAUUUAUUGCACAUUUCCCCCUACUGAAUUCUAUGAUGUCACUAUAUGUAAACAAAGUUGUGGUAACAUGCAUUUGAAUGUAUUAUUUUCUUUAUUUCCAGUAUGUAAAUUCCACAUUUUGAAAAGAAGUUGCACAGAAAAUUAUUUUCUGUUCAAAUUGAUGAAACUUUCAGCUCUCGAAUAUCUUGCAGAUAUUCGUGACACUUUGUUUGACAUACCAGUCAUGGUCAAAUAAGUAACAAAAAUCUCAUACAAAAUGUGGUCUAGAGUUGUUUUUCUGUACAUUUAAGCACCAAAUAUUGUACUGUAAAUUUGAUACUUCUGUGCAAAUUAUUUUCAGUGAUUCAAAUUUGUAAUCUGGAAAAAAAGAAAAUAUUGUUUUGGUUUUUCUUUUUUACAUAUGUACAACAGAUAUAAUCACUAUGAUAUCAUAGUCUUGGUGUGUAGGCAAUAAAUCCCAUUUGUGGGGCUUACAGAUUUGAGUGUUUCUAAAGCAAAUUCUUGGCAGCUAACAUAUUAAAAUCUAUUAAUCUUACAUAUAUUCAUUUUCUAACUUCUUAGCUUUCUAUUAGGGUAUACUUAAUCAAUUUUAUAUUUUGCUUCUGAUAUGGUCUUUAAAAAUAAUUACCUUCAGAGCUUCAGAUAUUAGUUGAGCAUUAUCAACUAUUAAAAAGGACUCAAUCUUUGUUCUUGAUGUAAACAACGAUUUGUUACUGCCUAAUUACGGUUGAUUAUGCACAUAUGAACUAGUUCAUCUGAUGAAUUGGGUUGAACAAUAUAUUCUAUGCAGAAAUUACAAACUAGAUCAUGAGAAUAAAGACAAUUUUUUUUUUAUUUAUAGAUUUUUUAGUUAAAUAAAUCAUGAAACAGGGUUGUGAUUUUGCUAUGUGUUGUAACAAAAAAAACUCCUCUAAUCAAUGUGUCAGCAACAAGUUAUAAAAUUAUUAAAAUUGUUGAGACAAAAAUGAGAACUGCCAUGCUCUUAUUCACAAUUUUCAUGUAACCUUUACUCUGUGACCUGAACCAAACUUGAGGUCGGCUCUAUGCCUGCCACAUUGGACAUGGAAGUUGGUUGUCACCUCUCCGCAUGUGCACACAUUAGGUGUCUGUCAGGGGCAUUUGGCAGACUUCACAAGAGAGGUUAACCCCCUCUCCCCAGAAAGUUCAAGCAGGGCCCUGAAAACUUUUUUUAUGGGGGUGCUGAUGUAAAUUUGACAAGCAAAAAAAGGGGGGUUCACUACAGAAUGAAGGUCUUUUUGAUCCCCCCCCCCCCCCCCCAAAAAAAAAAAAACCCACUACAUUACAUUUCUCCAUUUUCUGGCACCUACCAGAAUUCCAGGGAGUACUGCUGAUGGAGAAUAAUACAUGCAGCACCCCCAACCCCCCCCCCCCCCCCGGAAAAUCUUGGGGGUACUUCAGCACCCCUGCGUCCCAGGGCCAUGAGUUUAAAAACUCACAUUCUUUCAUCCAAUCAUGCAUUUCCUUUAAUAGCAUAGCAUGAACAUGAUCGAUGUACAUUAAGCACUUCUUUAAGUACACUUGAAAAAGAAGGGGUGUACAUGUCUGUUAUUGAUUGAGUCCAUUAUGUUAAAGGUCAAGUCCACCCCAGGAAAAUGCUGACUUGAAUAAAUAGAGAAAAAUCAAAGUUUCGCUUAUUUUUCACAAAACAGUGAUAUGCACAACGAGGUGACUCAGUCGAUGAUGUCUAUCACUCACUAUUUCUCUUGUGUUUUUAUUGUUUGAAUUAAUACAAUAUUCCAUUUUUUAUAGAUUUGACAAUAAGGACCAACUUGACUGAACCAUAUAGUAUUAAACAAUGCCAAUUCCACAUGUUCAGGGAGGAAUUAAUCGUUGUAUCACUUGACAAUGAGGAGAAAAUCAGAAUAUAUCAUAUGUCAUAUAAUAAAAUCAAAAGAAAUAGUGAGUGGAUGACGUCAUAGUCUCCUCAUUUGCAUACCAGCCAGGAUGUGCAUAUAACUGUUUUGUGAAAUUAAGCGAAACUUUAAAAUGUCAUAACUUUCUUAUUUUACAUCUGAUUUUGAUGAAAUUUUCAGUGUUAUGCUUAUUGGAUUUUUCUCCUUUUAUUCAAAUCAACUUUUUGUUGGGGUGGACUUGUCCUUUAAUCGUUUUCCUACCCAGUAUGUACAUGCCAUUUGCAAAAAGCCUAUUUGAAAUGUAUUACGUUCAGUACCAAAUCUAAUCAAGAUGACAAUGUAUAGCUGCUGAUCCUGAAACAUUUAUAGGAAAAUGACAUACAUCAGUAAAAAAAAACAUCUGUCAAAUCAACUUGACAUAAUUAUGUUCAGAAUAUCAGUCUCAUUCAUAUUUGUACUAUGCUAUGAGAUUUCUCUUUAGAGUCAUAUUCAAUUUGUAAUUUUCAAUAUAGUAAUCGCAGCAAUAACAGUAGUUAACAGUAUUAUGUAGCUCAUAUGAGAUGGGUUUCUGGUUCAUUAAAUUCUGAUCUAUAGGCUUUUCAUUUCAUCAACUUUCAUAAGAGAAAUCAAUUUAUUUAUUUAUAAAAAUUUAUUUAUGAUUUUUGUUGUCCUAUUGCAAGUUACAAAAUACUGAUAAAACAAAGAUGGGGCUUGAAUCCUAUCCUGUGUUUUCAAUACCAUUACUAUUCACAUGAUACAACAUUGUGUGUUGCAUUUCUCUUUAAUGAUAUACUUCCUUCCUCUUUGAAAUUCCAAUGGUCUCUUUUAGGACACUGCAUUUAUCUCAAACUUUUCAUGUCUAGAUAUCUUUUGUUAACACUGUCUGAUUUCAUUACAAGUAAUUUUUAGAGCAUCUCCAUUUUUCAUGUAUACUCUGUAAUGGUGGUUUUGGUUAAGUGUUUUAUCCAUGAACCCUUUUCUUCCUUUUUAUUGCUUGCUUUCAAGAGUACAUUCUAUUAGGUCUUCCAUUAUUCUGAAUGUACAUGGAAAUUUACAUAUUUAUUUCUUUUUUUCUUCAUCCAAAUGGAAUGUUUAUGAGAGUUGUAUGGAGGAAUGGGGAUUGUGUCUUAUUGGAGAUGUCAAGACAUGAAGUAGUUUUAAGCCAUAGCUUUCAUCUCUAUUGGCAAAAGCACUACUGAGUAGUUGCUCCUCUAGAAAGAGGAGUACUUUCUAAAUGCAAAAGAGCUAAUCUGGUCCCUAUUCGCAUUCCUUUUGGAGUGAGAUGAACUCACUCAUUUUUUAGUGCGAUAUGCAUCUUUCUAGAGGGGAUUUUACAUCUUUUUGGAGUGAAAGUGUCUAAAAAGAUGGACAGUUCACUCCAUAAUAAGCUAUAAUUUACUCUAUAAGGACAUACAGUUCACUCCAAAGGGAUUAGUCCCUACUAUCACUCCAAGAAGAGUGAUUAUGGACAAGAUAACAUGUAGCUCUUUUAUAUUUAGAGAGUAACAUCGCCUAAUGAGAUUGCUGUAGUGUUAUCAGCAAAUAUUAUUCCAUCUAAUAAGCUGUAUUCUAAUUUUUUCCAUAUUACUUUGGUGUGCAAUAAGUAGCAGGUCUGUAAAGGAAUUUACUUGUCUGAAUUAUCUAAAAUCAUGAUAUACAUUUUGUACAUGCUUGCUGCCUUGCUAAUGGGGUAAAUAAUUUAUAUACAAGCAUUAGUUUGCUCUUCCAGAAAUGGUGUAUUAUAUAAUUUGCUAUGUUUCAGAUUCUUUCUUGUUUUGUGUGUAUAUUGCAUUGAAUGGAGCUGGAAAAUAUUUAUUUUCAUGUAAUUUUUAAAAAAGAUUUAUGGAUAAUAAAGAAACUUUGAUAUUUGAAAUUUA
This is a messenger RNA of Lytechinus pictus (painted urchin), 4967 nucleotides long. RefSeq names its product dnaJ homolog subfamily B member 9-like. Lineage: Eukaryota; Metazoa; Echinodermata; Echinoidea; Temnopleuroida; Toxopneustidae. Gene Ontology annotation, molecular function: misfolded protein binding; protein-folding chaperone binding. Gene Ontology annotation, cellular component: endoplasmic reticulum. The record is from RefSeq and is a predicted model, not a curated record. The coding region runs from base 300 to 1046 and encodes 248 amino acids. The transcript is spliced from 5 exons.